This is a messenger RNA of Homarus americanus (American lobster), 4433 nucleotides long. It is a transcript of the gene Esyt2, whose product is annotated as extended synaptotagmin-1-like. NCBI's taxonomy places the organism in Eukaryota, Metazoa, Arthropoda, Malacostraca, Decapoda, Nephropidae. Gene Ontology annotation, biological process: lipid transport. The coding region runs from base 101 to 2662 and encodes 853 amino acids. The transcript has 19 exons. The record is from RefSeq and is a predicted model, not a curated record. Gene Ontology annotation, molecular function: lipid binding.
CAGCGGCAGCCCAGUGAGAACACCCGCGCCGUCGCUGUAGACCUGCGCACAUUGGUCCAGUGCUUGUAUCAUUCAUUCGUGUCUUCUGUUGCUAUUGAUAAUGGCUGACGACGAAGGAGACAAAACUGUAGUCGUCGCGGAUGAUGUGGGCCACGCUUAUGGCGAGUGGUUCAAAAAAUACAUGCGUUUAUUUGGCAGGAGGUUCUUUGAGUGGUUCUUGGUGUACCUGUUUGGUUACUACAAUGUUAGUUUUGGGUGGCUCAUGGCUCCUCUGUUCUUCCUUGUCCUGAGGGAUAAGAGGGCCAAGGAAAAGCAAGUUAAAUUUGACAUUAUUCGAUCGAUCGCCAACACUGACGAGAAGGAUAUUCUGCAAGAGAUUCAGCGGUUCUCUAACCUGCCAUCAUGGGUGACAUUCCCGGACAUGGAGCGUGUGGAGUGGCUCAACAAGAUAAUCCGUCAGCUGUGGCCUUAUGCUGGUCAUUAUGUACAAGAUCUAUGCAAAUUUUCCAUUGAGCCCAGUAUGCGCACUGCAUUGGAAGAAUAUAAGCUAUAUGCCUUCAAAUUUGAGAAGAUAAUUCUUGGAGACACACCUCCCAGGUUUUCUGGUGUGAAGGUUUACGAUGACACUUCUCGCCAUGAAAUCAUCAUGGAUAUGGAUUUUGCGUAUGCUGGAGAUUGCAAGUUUGAAGUGAGCGUUUCCAAGUUCAAAAUGGGCAUCAAGGAUUUACAGAUCACUGGUAGGAUGAGAGUGGUGAUGAAGCCAUUGGUGAGACAGAUUCCUCUUGUGGGAGGCCUGCAAGUAUUUUUCCUGAAUAACCCAGAUGUGGACUUCAACCUCAUUGGUUUGGCUGAUGUAUUUGACAUGCCUGGAUUAAGUGAUAUCCUGAGAAGUAUUGUGAUAGAGCAGAUUGCUCACAUGAUGGUGCUGCCUAACAGGUACCCCAUUCAACUUGUCGAAGACAUAAAUACUGCAGAGCUAAAAUGCCCAACUCCAGCUGGUGUCCUCCGUAUUAAUGUUAUCGAGGCUCAUAAUCUGAUGAAGAAAGAUAUUGGCAUCAUGGGGAUGGGUAAGUCCGAUCCAUACUGCAUCCUGCGUUUGGGUGCCCAGAAGUUCCAGACCAAGACCAUCAACAACACUAUAAAUCCCAAAUGGGAUUUCUUCUGUGAGGCAUUAGCAAAUGUGAUUCGAAGGCAACAUGUGACAAUAGAGUGCUGGGACUAUGACUAUAGUCCUCUCAAGUCUUAUGAGAAUGAUGACUUUCUGGGCAGAGCCAAUCUGGAUGUUCAUGACAUUUGGAAGAGUGGAGAAGUGGACAUGUGGGUUCCACUCUCUGAUGCUACAUCAGGUCGUUUACACAUCCGAGCUGCUUGGCUAGACCUUCAUGACAGUAGUGCAUCUCUGGAGUUGCAACUGGAGGAAAUCCGUGCCCUGCAGGCCACAACCAAGAACCCUCUCCAUAGUGCUGUUCUCUUGGUCUGGGUCGACUCUGCCAAGAAACUGAAUCCAUCACACAAGAACAUCCCUGACCCAUUUGUGCGGCUACAUGUUGGCAACUUGCAGCAGGAAACCACUGUCCGUCAGCGAACAAACGACCCAGUGUUUGAAGAAGGGUUCACUUUCCUUGUGCGAAACCCUCGCACACAGGAGCUUAAGAUUGAGGUUAUUGAUCACAAGACAAGCCAAGUACAGGGUAAAAUUGAGUUGGACCUGAAUGUUUUGCUGAAGGAACGUAACCUGGAUGUUAAGAACGAAGAAUACCCCUUGAGUGGUGCCAGUGGUGGCCUGGCUGCGCUUAAACUUAACAUCACUCUCAGGAUUCUGAAGACGGCCCUUAAAAAAGAUGAUGGGGACGGUGGUCCAAAGGAAAAGGGUGAGGCAGAAAUAGAUUCCUCCACUCCUGCUGCCAUCUCUGAACCCCCUCCAUCCACUUUCCCAUCAGCAGUCCCAGAACCCCCCCUUGCUUCUGUCCCACCCACAGAAAUCCCAAGCAAUCCCGUUCCUGCUGCUGAUCCUGAGAAAAAAUCUGCUCCCAUAAAGGAGGAAGUUUCCUUGGCAGAAAAGAGUGAAGGCCCAGGAGUGGUUGCAGUUGCUGAUGUGCCAGUUAAACCAGAGAGCACAGUGAAUGAGCCUGCUGUGGUAGAGAGCAUUGAGGAGGUAAUGUCAUCAGCAGCAUCUCCUCUCAUGCAAAUGGGACCAUCUGCAACACCUGGUGAUGACACUGAUCUUAGACAGAGAACAAAUGCGGCUGGAAUUCACGGACUCGGCCGUAUUGAGCUGACUGUGAAGUUUGGGCCACGCAGCAACCUUGUUAUUGUUAUCCACCAGAUUACAAACUUGCCAGUUGAGGACGAUGGAGAGUUACCAGAUCCAUAUGUGAAAUUAUAUCUCCUUCCUGAUCGCUCUAAAGACAGUAAGCGUAAGACAGAUGUGAUCAAAGAUAGUUGCAACCCUAAAUAUGAUGAGAGGUUUGAGUACUCCAUUCCUUCCAAUGAGCUGACACGGCGUACUCUAGAAGUAAAUGUCGUCAACAAGAAGGGACUCUUAUUCCUACAGAGAUCCCCUAAAAUGGGACAGGUACACCUAGACUGUGGGCUUCUAGAUUCCAACAAGGUGACACAGUGGUAUGACAUUGCCCCAGCCAUGGAUGAAGAUGAUGAGUGAGGAAGGCGAAGUGUGCUGAGUCGAGUAGGAAGUUGGAGAGGUAGUCUACGAAGAAUAACCAAGUUGGCAGAUCUGGCCAAGAGUAAGAAGAAAAGGAAGAAAACUUAAGGGUUCUUAUUGCAGCAAGACACAAAUUUUAGUCAGAAUUUUUUUUAUGAAAUUAAUAUACAAAGUUGAGGGCCUUGUUCAGGUUAUCAGCUCUUAAUGUGAAUUGUUAUUUCGUGUUACAAUUAUGUUUGCUUUAUCAUGAUUGGUAAAAUAAUUACAGAUUCAAUAAAGAACCCAGAAUGAAAAAAUUUCAUGCUAGUUACUUAAAUUGCUUGAUAUACAUAAAAAUGAUUGUGAAGUAUAUUUGAGAUAAAAGUGCUUAAUAUAUAUAUUUUGGGGAUUAAGCAAAACCAUUUUAGUGCAGAAAGAAAUAUACUCCUACAAUUCCUGGAAUGAUGGAACACAUCCGGCCAGCACACUUCAUUACCUACUAAGAAUGGACACUCUUAAGGGGGAAACCACAAAGAAAGGGAGCAGGUAUCACAGUAAUUCUGUUGUGCUUACAGUAAACCUAACUUUUUUACCACCCUUUAAAACUGUUUACUGCAUAAAGAAAUUCAUUAUAUAGAUACUAUAUUAGUGUACCGGGUAACCUAAAAAUUUCUAAUAAUAGUGUUUAGGGAACUUAAUUAGUACCAAGUAUGUUAGUUUUUAAUAACUGAAAAACAAUUGUAAAUGUACUUUUAAAUAUAAAUUUUUGUUCUUUGUAUUUAAAGUUUAUAUGGUGUGGCCUUAAGUAGUGUUUUUCAAUCCAGGAUUGUUUUUGUCAUACUGUAGUCUACAGCACAAAGUAUUGUGCACAAAUAGUUAUGUUUAGAUACAGUGUAAUGCAUUUUAAGUUUACCCAGGUAUUGCAGACAUUCUUGUUUGCCAUGCAUAUUUUUAGUAGUCAAGAUUUUUUCUGCUUCUAGUAUGAAGCAAUACUCUACCAAAUGUGGCACAAAAAGAUUUUCUUGUUCAUACCUUAUGCCCCACGUUGAGGUUGUGUAUAGAACUUGGUGUGUAAAUUAAUUUUGUGUUCAAUCCUAGAGUAAGCAAUCUCAAUAUAUUAUACAAAUGUGCCAACUUGGUCUUUCUCAGGACAUUGUUUCUGAUAUUUUUAUAUUUCACUUAAUUAUUUAUCUAACAGGCUUUAAAAAAUAAUUUGAAUUUGGUGAAUUCCUUGUCAUGAUUUUCCUGUUUUUGACGAGUUUUGCUACAAAUAGCUACUGUAUGUGGUGUAUCUCUAAUAUUGAUGAAUGCCCACAUGUCAGUGAAGUAGUAGCUAAUCAAAAAUUCAUUUGCUAGUCUUGUUUGUUUUUUUCCAGAAAACUCAAAAUGGGCAUCAAUGUGAGCAUAUAUACAGUACUGUAAUUUGCAUAUUUAGGAAAGGCCUGAAACUUUGUGUUAGAUCCAUGGACAGAGGUGGGAAGUUUCAAAGGUUCACAUGAAAAAAAUAGUGAGCACAAUAAUUGAUACCCUAUAUUUUGGAGUAUGACCAUUAUAUUUUGUGUAUGCAGUGGUACCCCUUUGGCAAGAAACCUUUCAAAAUUAUCUACAUCAUGGAGACCAGGGGAUUGAACAUUUUGACAAUGUUAGGUGUUCAUUUUAGGGUGAACACAUGGUCAUUUAAAAUUAUUUCUGUGAACUCUUGAAAUACAAUGUAGUUCUUUUAACCCUUAGGCCCCGGGUGACGUUCCAGAACGUCCGCCUAUUUUCCCGCCAAAUUUUUUUUUUAAGCUUA